This is a messenger RNA of Nicotiana tabacum (common tobacco), 2373 nucleotides long. RefSeq names its product SCARECROW-LIKE protein 7. The record is from RefSeq and is a predicted model, not a curated record. Lineage: Eukaryota; Viridiplantae; Streptophyta; Magnoliopsida; Solanales; Solanaceae.
GUGACAGAUGGGCUUAAACAAAAACUUUGUCCUCCUUCUAAAGUUGAGCUUUCGUCAAUUAAAGCUAAGAGGAGACCUUCUCACUCAAUAGAUUAGUGCACUAUCCCCUUUUUCUUAACUCUCUCUCUCUCUCUCUCUCUUAGUCCACUCAAUCUUGCGACCUCAGCAAUUUCUUGAGGUAAUGUAUAUUUAGUAGCGUAGAUUAAGCUAGCAAGAUAUUGGGUGGAGAAUGGCAGCAUACAUGUGUACGGACAGUGGAAAUCUAAUGGCAAUAGCUCAGCAAGUUAUAAAGCAAAAGCAGCAGCAAGAGCAGCUCCAACAACAAGAACAGCAGCAGCAUCAGCAAUUCUUGGGUGGUGUCAAUCCAUUAUGCUUAAGCCCCUGGACUGGAACUCACCAGAGCUUAACCAACAGUCCCACUUUAGGAUAUGGUGGUCUUACUGGACCGGGUUUCACCGACCCAUUUCAGGUCGUAGCCGGAGGCCCAGACGGCGGCGAACCGGGAUUUCAGUUCCCGAACCUGGAACACCACUCGACCGGGUUUAGAUUCACUGAUUUUAGCGGUGGACCGGGCGGUGAGUUUGACUCGGACGAGUGGAUGGAGAGCUUGAUUGGCGGUGGAGAUUCUACUGGAAGUUCCAAUCUUCAGUCUGGUUCUUACCCGUGGCAUACGAGUUCCGAGUUCGCUGCUCUUUACGGAGAUCCGUUCUCGAGUUGUCCGAAUCGACUCAGUAUUGGCUCUUCUCCUCCUCCUCCUCCUACUUCCGAUCUCAAUGGAGUCAUUUUUUCGGAAACCCAAAAAAAUCUCAACCCAUUACAACCAUGGGUCCCCCCAUCUUCUUCUCCUCCAGUUGUUCAUAAAGAAUCCAAGGUGGCCUCAAUUGAUGUGCCCUGUAGUUCCCCUGAAACUUUCUCCUCAAAACCAUUGUUGAAAUCUUUACUGGAAUGUGCAAGACUUGCCGACUCAGAGCCAGAAAAUGCAGUAAAAUCAUUGAUUCGACUCGAGGAAUUAGUUUCCCAACAAGGAGAUCCGACGGAGCGGGUCGGGUUCUAUUUCUUAGAAGCUCUUUACAGUAGGCUUUCGUGUCAAACAGAGAGAAGUCCUUCAAUAUUUAGUACUUACACUCCAGAGGAGCUCACUUUGUCUUACAAAGCCUUUAACGACGCAUGUCCGUACUCAAAGUUUGCUCAUUUAACGGCUAAUCAGGCUAUUCUUGAAGCAACUGAAAAAGCAACGAGGAUUCACAUAGUAGAUUUUGGCAUUGUUCAUGGGAUUCAAUGGGCUGCUUUUUUACAAGCUUUAGCCACUAGAUCAGCUGGAAAACCAGUCAGUAUUAGAAUCUCCGGCAUUCCAUCGGUGGUAUUAGGCAACUCUCCGGCAGCUUCACUUUUAGCUACCGGAAACCGUCUCCGUGACUUCGCGAAGCUUCUGGAUCUUAACUUCGAAUUCGAGCCGAUACUUACACCCGUUCAGGAGCUAAACGAGUCUAGUUUUCGAAUCGAUCCAGAUGAAACUUUAUCUGUAAAUUUCAUGUUACAGCUGUACAAUUUAUUGGACGAGACGAGUGUUAGUGUUAAAACUGCACUCAAUUUAGCGAAGUCAUUGAAUCCAAGCAUAGUGACAUUGGGCGAGUACGAGGUGAAUUUGAACAACGUUGGAUUUCUUCAGCGGUUUAAGAAUGCUUUGAAUUACUACUCCACAGUUUUUGAGUCACUAGAUCCGAGUUUGACCCGAGAUUCGCCGGAGCGAGUAGAAGUGGAAAGACUGAUACUUGGCCGGAGAAUUGCCGGAGCGGUGGGAACAGAGGAAGCUGGAACCAGAAGAGAAUGUAUGGAAGAUAAAGAACAUUGGAAAGAAUUAAUGGAAGGGGCAGGUUUUAAAGAAGUGACACUUAGUCAUUAUGCUAUGAGUCAAGCAAAAAUUCUUCUUUGGAACUAUAAUUAUAGUUCAUCAUAUGGGUUAAUUGAUUCUCCACCUGGGUUUCUCUCCUUGGCUUGGAAUGAUAAGCCUCUUUUGACUGUUUCUUCUUGGCACUAAUUCUACAAAUCAAUUAUGUGGCCUGGUUCUGUUAAGUACUUUUUUUAGUGCUUAAUUUCAAUUUCAUUGCUCCUCGUAGAGUAAUUAAAGUUAGUAUAGAAAGAUGAUAUUUUUGAGCUCCCUGGAAUCUGGAACAGCAACUCACCUUGUUAAUUUCAUGAAUGGUGUACUGUUUGGUGUCCUCUUUUUUCUAAAGAUAUCUUGUUUUCUUGUGUAGUUAUUAGGUUUUGUUUUUGCAUCUUCUGGGUUGUUGGGUAGGUAUGGUGUUCACUAGGAGGAAAUCGACUGUAAUUGUGCAUAUUUUGUGAAUUAUUAAUGUACAAUUAGUUAACUGA